Nerophis ophidion (straightnose pipefish) is the source of this 624-nucleotide messenger RNA. RefSeq names its product pterin-4-alpha-carbinolamine dehydratase 2-like. The record is from RefSeq and is a predicted model, not a curated record. NCBI's taxonomy places the organism in Eukaryota, Metazoa, Chordata, Actinopteri, Syngnathiformes, Syngnathidae. Gene Ontology annotation, biological process: tetrahydrobiopterin biosynthetic process. Gene Ontology annotation, molecular function: 4-alpha-hydroxytetrahydrobiopterin dehydratase activity. The coding region runs from base 145 to 540 and encodes 131 amino acids. The transcript has 4 exons.
UUUUAAUCAGGCAAUGAAACGAACAGCUAUCAGGGAAAUUAGAGAAGACAGUGGCACAUUAUUAUUGUGAAGGUGCACAUUGGAGGAGGAAAACGCUACUAAGUUCUCAGCAUGAGCUGGUUAAUUAUUACAAAAUAAAAUAAAAUGUUAAUAUUUAGCCCGAGAGUGAGGAACCUUCUUGUCAGGCUGAGCGGCUUCUCUCGGCCUUUUUUCUACGCGACUUGGAAUAUGUCUUCUGACACUCACUGGCUCUCCCCGGCCGACCGAGAUCAGCAGGUGAUGGAGUUGAGGACCACAGGCUGGAUGGAGGUGGAGGACCGUGACGCCAUUUUUAAAGAGCUUCACUUUAAAAACUUUAACCAGGCGUUUGGCUUCAUGUCCCGCGUGGCGCUGCAGGCGGAGAAGUUGAACCAUCACCCCGAGUGGUUCAACGCUUACAACAAGGUCCAGAUCACGCUGACCACACACGACUGCGGCGGUCUGUCCAAGCGAGACAUCAAGAUGGCCAAAUUUAUUGACAAACUUUUACUUUCUGUUUAACUUUUAUUUCUCCCAAUAAAUACAAUUGCUCUUCAUCACAAUAAAUAUAUUUUUCUUCAUCACAAUAAACAUUUUUUGUAUGGA